Sparassis crispa is the source of this 279-nucleotide messenger RNA. RefSeq lists its product as hypothetical. NCBI's taxonomy places the organism in Eukaryota, Fungi, Basidiomycota, Agaricomycetes, Polyporales, Sparassidaceae. The record is from RefSeq and is a predicted model, not a curated record. The transcript has 2 exons. The coding region runs from base 1 to 279 and encodes 92 amino acids.
AUGGGGAAUCCGGUUAAGAUUCCGGAACCAGGAUGUGGAUUUUGUAGCGGUAACGCAAAUGAACUUGGAGACGUCGGCGGGGGCCCCGGGAAGAGUUAUCUUUUCUCCUUGACAGUCUACGACCCUGAAAUCGGUUCGCCCGGAGAUAGGGUUACAUGGCUGGUAGAGCUCGACGGUUUCGUCGGGUCCGGUGCGUCCUCGACGGCCCUUGAAAAUCCAAGGGAACGAAUAAAUUUCACGCUUGGUCGUACUCAUAACCGCAGCAGGUCUCCUAGGUGA